Molecule: messenger RNA, 1105 nt
Organism: Andrographis paniculata
Lineage: Eukaryota; Viridiplantae; Streptophyta; Magnoliopsida; Lamiales; Acanthaceae
Product: ATP-dependent Clp protease proteolytic subunit-related protein 2, chloroplastic
Exons: 9
Coding region: 93-947 (284 amino acids)
Biological process (GO): protein quality control for misfolded or incompletely synthesized proteins
Cellular component (GO): endopeptidase Clp complex
Molecular function (GO): serine-type endopeptidase activity; ATP-dependent peptidase activity; ATPase binding
Source: RefSeq, a predicted model, not a curated record
UGGAUCUGAGUUCGACCUGGUUUUCCACAAACCAAAUAUCCAAUUACUUGAGUCUGUCUCCUGCCUGAGGUCUCCUCACUCGCGCUCUUCCAAUGGCGGUUCCUCCUCCAUCCUGCCUCUACUCCACCAUUGAAGCUACUCAACCCUCCCUCAGCUGCGCCAGCAAAGUUUACGUGGGAUUAAGAGCUCAGUCUCCAGGUUGUUAUGGCGUCGUAAAGCCUAAUUUGAAUGUGGAAUUUCACAGUAAAGUUUACAAGAGCAUUGAAUCCAGAUCUGGAAAAGCUACGAGAGGCCGUAUUUCAAUGAUGCCUAUUGGUACACCGAGAGUUCCCUACAGAAACCCUACUGAGGGAACUUGGCAUUGGAUUGACUUGUGGAAUGCUCUCUACCGAGAGCGCGUUGUUUUUAUUGGGCAACACAUAGAUGAAGAGUUCAGCAAUCAGAUACUUGCGUCCAUGUUAUACCUCGACAGUAUUGAUGAUUCGAAGAAGCUUUAUAUGUACAUCAAUGGUCCAGGGGGGGAUCUCACACCUAGCAUGGCUAUCUACGACACUAUGCAAAGCUUGAAAAGUCCCGUCAUUACACACUGUGUUGGUUUCGCAUAUAAUCUCGCCGGCUUUCUCCUUGCCGCUGGAGAAAAGGGUAAUAGAUUUGCAAUGCCCCUGGCUCGAAUUGCAUUGCAGUCUCCUGCAGGAGCUGCUCGUGGACAGGCUGAUGACAUUUGCAACGAGGCAGAUGAGCUAAUGAGGAUACGGGACUAUCUUUUCAAAGAGUUGGCUCAGAAAACAGGCCAGCCGGUCGAGAAGGUUUACAGCGACCUAAGUCGAAUGAAACGGUUUAAUUCUCAGGAAGCCCUCGAAUAUGGUCUCAUUGACCGGAUAGCUCGGCCUCCUCGUGUACAGACUGAUGAUGGGCCGAAGAAGGAAUCUACAUCGGGUUUGGGCUAAGCUAAGCUAUCUGUGUUCGAUUUUUCUGUUAAGUUGAUAGUAAGGAGUGGCUAAUUUGGGGAAAUAAUCCCAUAUAAGUUUGCUAAGAUAUUUUACGUUUAUGUCAAAUUUGGAUCGAAUUCUAUUUCUUUUAUGAAGCUCAGAUUUCUUUACUUCAA